Molecule: messenger RNA, 500 nt
Organism: Xylona heveae TC161
Lineage: Eukaryota; Fungi; Ascomycota; Xylonomycetes; Xylonales; Xylonaceae
Product: NADH-ubiquinone oxidoreductase 23 kDa subunit
Exons: 3
Biological process (GO): mitochondrial respiratory chain complex I assembly; mitochondrial electron transport, NADH to ubiquinone
Cellular component (GO): membrane
Molecular function (GO): 4 iron, 4 sulfur cluster binding; NADH dehydrogenase activity
Source: RefSeq, a predicted model, not a curated record
GGGACCAAAGCAAAGAGAGCUCUCUAGACAAAGCUGGCACAUAUUUUCUUAUGACAGAGAUGCUGAGAGGCAUGUAUGUCGUGUUGGAGCAAUUUUUUAGGCCGCCCUACACCAUCUACUAUCCAUUUGAGAAGGGGCCAAUUUCACCACGUUUCAGAGGCGAACAUGCGCUGCGAAGAUAUCCAACCGGUGAAGAGCGAUGCAUUGCCUGCAAGUUGUGUGAAGCAAUCUGCCCGGCGCAAGCUAUCACUAUCGAAGCCGAGGAGAGAGAGGAUGGCAGUAGACGAACAACCCGAUACGACAUUGACAUGACCAAGUGUAUCUACUGCGGAUACUGCCAGGAAAGUUGUCCAGUGGACGCUAUCGUUGAAUCACCAAACGCCGAAUACGCGACUGAGACUCGUGAAGAGCUUCUCUACAACAAGGAGAAAUUGCUGGCAAAUGGAGAUAAAUGGGAACCCGAAUUAGCUGCUGUAGCGAGAGCGGAUGCUCCAUAUAGA